Messenger RNA from Salvia miltiorrhiza (redroot sage), 1705 nucleotides. Its product is annotated as B3 domain-containing protein At5g25475-like. The record is from RefSeq and is a predicted model, not a curated record. NCBI's taxonomy places the organism in Eukaryota, Viridiplantae, Streptophyta, Magnoliopsida, Lamiales, Lamiaceae. Gene Ontology annotation, molecular function: DNA binding. The coding region runs from base 53 to 1045 and encodes 330 amino acids. The transcript has 4 exons.
AUUUAAGAGUACUUUUGGCGUUGCUAUAAUUUGGUAAAGUGGUUGAUUGUAGAUGGCGGCGCGUGGGGGUGCACGAAACGUUUUCAGACGUCAAUUACCAAAUAGAGUUCCCUCCAUCUUUGUGGAGUCUAUUGAAGGAAGUGAGCCGCAAGAUUUGGCCCUGCGCGACUGCAGUAACAAUUUGUGGCACCUCAAGAUAGAAAAAUUUCACGAUGGUUGGUAUUUUACAGAUGGUUGGGUGAAAUUUGUAGAAGAUAACAUGAUUGAAAGGGGCGACGUGUUAUUCUACCAAUCCUCUUGUAAAGGUGUACUCGAUUUCAAAGUUCUGAGUCCCUCCCGUUGUGAAGAUGACGAAGUCGAGUGUCUCGAGGAGGUCCGAACCACCAAACCACAGGAUGUGAAAACGGAAGUGAAGAUCGAGGCUGCCGACGACAUUGAUAACAUACCUUCAAUAAAAUGGGAGGUUGGGGAGCCCGCCGGUGGUAGCGUGCUUGGAAAGAGGAAGAAGAAGCAGGAUUUCUACGGUGCCGAGAUUUUUAAAUCUGGGCGAGCCCGCCCGCCCACGAACCCUUACUUCGUGGCGGAUGUGAGAGAAAAGAGAGUCAAUGAGAUGUACAUUCCGGCGGAUGUGGUGAAGUCCUACAAGCUACAACUCCCGGAGACGAUGUUGCUCGUGGAUUCGGUAGGGAGAAAGUUCGAGACGAAGCGCACAUCGUGGAAGGAUGGUCGGGUGAACUACCAUGGAGGGUGGAAAGCCCUCUGCAGAUCGAAUUUGGCGGGAAUAGGGGACAAGCUCAUCUGCGAGUUCGUACAAGGCGGCGGCGGCAGCAGAGAAAGGGAGGAUCUGCACCUCAAGGCGGAAGGCGUGUAUUUUAUUACUCAAGAUCAUUGCAUACAAUAUCCCUCAACCACAUGGGAUAAUCACUCGUCCAAACCUUCCUAUGCUCAAUACUACGCACAUACUGUGUCAGGCUGUGCGCGGCCUCAUUCGUCGUGCGAUACAUGUGGAACACUCCCAGCAAACAAUUAUCUUUGGCCACCGUAAGGAUAUCGCAGAUGUCUUGAGAAAGGAAGUCUCUGUCAUCAUUUGGUCCAGCCAUGAUCCUAGCCACCAACAUUGAGUUAAUGAACACACUAAAAGGCGAUAAAUACAGCUCAACAUGAAGAAGAAUGCCGUGAACAACGGUCAUAACUUUUGACAUAAACGGAUUAGACGUCAGCUUUGUGCGCUUAGUCAUCGCUGCACAGAUCUUACUCUCGCCAUUUAGCAAUAAUCAUCUUUUCUAAUGUUGCAUUUUAUGGUAUAAGAUGCAAUCUUUUUUAACCGUCUUUCGAUUUUUUCCCACAUCGAGCUCGUAGUGAAUAUUCUCUAUCCCACAUCGAACUCAUACUCAAAAUGCUUAUUCUUUUUUAUCUAUAAAAGGGCUCUUGUUUUCUUUUCUUGGCACCAAAAUCUUCAUAAUUUAAGAGUACUAUUGGCGUUGCUAUAAUUUGGUAAAGUGGUUGAUUGUAGAUGGCGGCGCGUGGGGGUGCACGAAACAUUUUCAGACGUCAAUUACCAAAUGUAUUGUCCUCAUUCCUUCAAUUUUAACUUUUGCUUUUUACCAUGUUAGCAUUCUCCAUUUGUAUCAAUUUUCGUGCGCUCUUUUAUUGUAAUGGUUUCUUUUUUUUUCAAUUUACAGCAAUAAGGGACUUUUAUUUUGAA